AUGGUCGACCGCCCGGCCUACCCGAACCUCGCGGCGGAUCUCCGGGCGGGGCGUUCCCGAGCCGGUCAUCAGCUCCGACAGCGACGUCGAGUUGGUGGAAGACUCGCGGGUGGAGCAGCAGCGAUGGCGGCUUCGCAGAGCCGUCAACCGGACCGACGGCCGCAUCCCGACUGGCGCGGCGGAGGUCGAAGCGAGAAGCCGCCCCAGGACCAGCAGGCUCCCGGUAGCCAUGCCGAGUCUGUGGCAGCGGCUACGUUGGAGUAUCGCUGGAAGUGCGAUGCGCGACGGCGGAGCGUGGAGCAGCGGUUGAAGGAAAUGGAGGAGUCGCCGGAGUGGCAGGCCCAACUGCGUACGGCCGAGGAGGAGGAGCAGCAGCUGUUGGAGAACACGGGGUACCCACCCACACCGAGAUAUGCGCCCGAGUCCUGCAUCCCGCCACCAGAAGUGGCAGAAGACUGGGCGCCCUCACCUACGCGGUGGCUGCCCGAAAUCCCACCCACACCGCGGUACGAGGGAUCACCGCAGUGGACGCCAGCACGACCACCCACGCCAAGGUGGCCGACCUCCGCACAAGCGGUAGCACUUAGCGCCCGAAGUGUCCGAGGUGUUGGCACGCCCGAAAUUGUCGCGGACGGUGUCGGCGCCGGAGGGCCAGCGGUGGCGCGAGAUCGAUUACCACGAGUGGCCCGAGGAGAUCGCGGAGGCACCGGCGGUGAAAGAGGCCCGCAUCCUGGGCGGCAGGCGCAGCUUUCUCCAACAAUUAAAGCAAUUAAUCAAUUGGUUGGAGCACCCGUGGAAAGAGAAGUAACGUUGGAAUGUAUUGUGGAAGUUUAUCCCAAGCCACUUAAUGGCUGGUACCGUAACGAAGACAAUAUAAAAAUACACAACGGGAACAAAUAUAAUAUUUCAGAGGAAAUGAUUAACUUGUACACAUGGCAUCUCAACCUUACUAUAAGACAUCUGGAUAAAUCGGACUUUGGAACUUAUAGUUGUUCAAGUGUUAAUGGGCAAGGCAAGAGUGAAUCACGCAUACGAUUGCAAGAACUACGAUUACCGCCCAAGCCGCCGACGACACCACUACCUUACGUUCAAACAACUGGCAAACCGCGUCGGAAGCAGCCACCCGGUCAUAACAGGGGACUGAACGAAGUGGUGCGUGCCAAGGAAACCCAUUUUUUAAAUCAAAUGCAGCAGGAGAAUGGUAUAUACAGCGGUGGGAUUGAUGUUUUGCAAAGUGCCAACAGUGGAAAUUCUGGGGGCGCUUUUGAAAGAGGAAACGUCAACGACGGCAUGAUAAACGGAGCGGAAGUACAUACCGAUCUACCCUCACGUAACGGAUAUGAAAAGACUUACAGGCCGCCUGGACCCAUACCAUCACCACAUACACCUCGAAUAAUUAGAAAUGCAGGCUCACGACUUCAUGCUUUUACUACGAAAGCGACAGUGGUGUUAGUGAUAUUUUUAUGGAAGUUAUCCUUGGAUUCAAAAACGAACUUUUAAUAUUGUGGACACACUUAGCUCUCACACCAUUUAAAAAGUUGGAAGUAAAGCACUCCGAAGCUACAAAUAAGCAACCGAAGCAGCCGUUACGUUCUCUUUUCUUGUUGCUUUGGAAUGUUUUUUGAUCAGGAAGCGACACCAACGCUACAAUACUAGUUUAUACAUUUAUCUAAAUAAACU
This is a messenger RNA of Drosophila subpulchrella, 1680 nucleotides long. RefSeq lists its product as uncharacterized. The transcript has 6 exons. NCBI's taxonomy places the organism in Eukaryota, Metazoa, Arthropoda, Insecta, Diptera, Drosophilidae. Bases 1 to 1500 code for a protein of 499 amino acids. Gene Ontology annotation, cellular component: neuron projection. The record is from RefSeq and is a predicted model, not a curated record.